Messenger RNA from Spirodela intermedia, 1619 nucleotides. The record is from the annotation of a GenBank genome assembly. Lineage: Eukaryota; Viridiplantae; Streptophyta; Magnoliopsida; Alismatales; Araceae.
AUGGCUCCGGCAUCUCUGAGGAUAAGGAGAAGGUCACCGCUGAGGUGAAGAGCCAUGACCUUGUCCAUUGAACCUAUCAGACGUCCGCCUAUGAACACUGUCGGCACCGGCGGGCUGCGGCCAAUAAGCUUCGCCAGCUCCACCUGCAUCUGCUUCCCGUAUGGUGACUUGUCCAGCUCGUGGACGUCGUAGCUGACGCCGAGGUUGGAGAAGAAGGUCUUCAUUGAGUGGCAGAGGCAGCAGAAGGUCAUGCUGAAGAUAACCACUGCUUUCUGCGAUGCCAAGUACAUCACGCGGUCCAUGGAACUGUAGAAAACGUAUAAUGUAUAUGAUGUCCUUCGCAGAAACUUCCUGAUGGAGAGGCUACUGGUGGCUUGAUGACUCCGAUCCGUCGGUGAUCUUGGCUCUUAAUGUUCUCUAUUUAUAGAAGUUUCAUGGCACGGAAAGCUGCAUUUGUGAGAUCUAUGCUCUUUCUGUCAACUGUUCUGAGGACGGAAAGACGCAGAUUCUGUCGUCUGUAGGCGUCUAGGCUCGCUUCUUCGUCGUCAUCGGCGGAAGCUCUCGAGUGGGUGUCCACACUCUAUUCAAUGCAGAUGCUCUCAAUCAUCCGUCUUUCUUUCACCGGCGCCCACGUGCCAAUCCAGGAGCUUCGUAGAUAACCAUUGACGGUUCGCAUGAAGAGAUCUAUCAUUAGCUUAUUUCUCUACAAUGUGGCUAACAGUAGAUGAUUUUCCGUGUUCCGCCUUUCAGUGAAUCCCGGAUUAAGUUCAGGGAACGUCGACUACCUCGUUGUAUGGUGGAUAGGGAGAAUUCCGUGAACCCAAUCUUGAUGAGAUCAUCUCUUUAUUACAACAUGCUCCCCAUCCCUGCUUUGCUGUUGCCUUUUGACGUGCGUCUCAGAUUCUCUCGGGCUCCUACAGUGAACCGAGAAUGUCUGCGGUCAUAUUUUCUGGAUUCUUCGUUCGCCCGAUCUUAUCUACUAACAGGAGGGAAGAUAUGAUUCCGACGAAAGGUGGGUCAUGACUUUCUCCCCAGCAUGACUACCCAUUAUGGAAUUAUCAAAGGUUACUGAAGGCGUAGUUUGCUUAUGGAAAAUGGGUAUCUCGUCUAUUAUCUGCUCGAAUUGCACUAGCACCAAAAUGUUCUUCAGUCGGUUCUUCUCAUAUGCUCCUGCGAAAGUGUUUUUCUGCCUGGGAUCGGGAUGUAAAGGGUAGGAUUUCCAUGGAAAAGAAGAUAAGUUCGGCGAACUCGUGUUCGACGAUCGCCGAUAAGACCAGCUGAGGUGGUAGUCCCCUGGAUGAUCUUCAAUUAUUGUUCUCUCAGGCCACCCUCUGUCUUAAACCCUAUUGUAGCCUUUCCCCUUUCAUCUAGCUGUCGUAAAUACCGAGAGAAUCUAUAGACGGAAAAGGGAAAAUAUCAAGCGGAGAUAACUAAGAGAGAGAAGAAAGGCUUGGCUACUGUUUGUUUCAUCCUCAUCACUUUAUUUUUCUGUAUGAAGAUGCGUUCUUUAUCCGCUGCGAUUCGAGAGAGGAAGCGCAAUAUAUAUUUUGUUUUCAAUCUUUGUAGUUGCCAGGCAGGUGAUAAGGUGGAAGGCAUCGGGAUUAGCAGUACCCGGUUAA